AUGGCAUCAAUGGAAGAAGAGGGUGGUCUGGAAGGCGACGACGAGAGGGGGCAGCCAUCGGGAACAGUGGCAACUGAGGAGGAAGGAACGGGCGCCAGUUGCACCUCCAUAUCCACUCGACACUCCCUCAACCCCGCCGCGCAACUUCCCGGAGCGGCAUCGUCUACAAUCCAUCCAGCCGCCAGCACCCUGCAGCAAACUGAGCAAGCGUCGUCUCAAGCUGCACCGCAAGGCGCAUCCCAGGUCCAGCUCCUCAAUACCACAAGCCCUCACAAGUUUCGCAUUAGUCCUCGAACGAUCCGGGGCAGCUUCAUCGUGCGCUUCGACACCGCGCUUCAAAUGCUCAUUCAGGACGUGCAGCACGGAGGCCAUACCUUCAGCUUCGGCGGCCUGCAUCCAUCGACGUUGGUGCAGACGAUGGAAACCAACGCGCCUUGGUCUGCACCACCCUUCCUGACACUCUUUAAGCACCUCUUGCAACACCUGAAGGCGAGCAAUCCCCAGCACAGUCAACUCAAGAAAUGGCACAUAAGUUUCGCCAGAAUGUUAUUUACAAUGAAGAGCGCGAGUCGUCCAAGCGAGACAGGGGCAGCAGACAAGACGCUCAGAGAUGAGAUUGUCGAUCUGUGGAUUAGGGCUUGGGACGAGCAGCCUAAGGCAGACCGAGGUCGAGCGAAGGUGAAGAGAGAGGACUUGGGAAGCUACUAUUAA
Molecule: messenger RNA, 711 nt
Organism: Cryptococcus amylolentus CBS 6039
Lineage: Eukaryota; Fungi; Basidiomycota; Tremellomycetes; Tremellales; Cryptococcaceae
Exons: 2
Coding region: 1-711 (236 amino acids)
Source: RefSeq, a predicted model, not a curated record